AUGCAUGCAAUUAUUGAUAGACAGAAGAAUCAUGGCAUACACUUCUGUGUAUUAGCUAAAGCGUUACAUAUGUUUGGUGAUCACAUUCACUCUGGUACCAUAGUAGGUAAACUUGAAGGGGAAAGAGACAUCACUUUGAGCUUUGCUGAUUUACUACGUGAUGAUUUUAUUGAAAAAGAUCGAAGUUGCAGUAUUUAUUUAACUCAAGAUUGGGUAUCUCUAUCAGGUGUUCUGCCCGUGGCUUCAGGGGGUAUUCGCAUUUGGCAUAUGCCUGCUCUAACCGAGAUCUUUGGGGAUGAUUUCGUACUACAGUUCAGUAGAGGAACUUUAGGGCACCCUUGGGGUAAUGCGCCAGGUACCGUAGCUAACCGAGUAGCUCUAGAAGCAUGUGUAAAAGCUCGUAAUGAAGAACAUGAUCUUGCUUCUGAGGGUAAUGUAAUUAUUCGUGCGGCUAGCAAAUGGAGUCCUGAACUAGCUGCUGCUUGUGAGGUAUGGAAAGAGAUCAAAUUUGAGUUUGCAGUAAUGUAUACUCUAUAA
Fraxinus pennsylvanica is the source of this 537-nucleotide messenger RNA. The record is from the annotation of a GenBank genome assembly. NCBI's taxonomy places the organism in Eukaryota, Viridiplantae, Streptophyta, Magnoliopsida, Lamiales, Oleaceae.